Messenger RNA from Quercus lobata, 1312 nucleotides. It is a transcript of the gene RBL5, whose product is annotated as RHOMBOID-like protein 5. The record is from RefSeq and is a predicted model, not a curated record. Lineage: Eukaryota; Viridiplantae; Streptophyta; Magnoliopsida; Fagales; Fagaceae. Gene Ontology annotation, molecular function: serine-type endopeptidase activity. Gene Ontology annotation, cellular component: membrane. The transcript has 6 exons. Gene Ontology annotation, biological process: proteolysis. The coding region runs from base 113 to 1048 and encodes 311 amino acids.
UUUUUUUUUUUCUCUCUCUCUCUCUCUCUUUUCUCGUGCACACAAUAGAAUCUGUCACGGUCGCAAAUUCGCGACGUCGGUGCAGCCUGCCUUUUCCUCUGCCAUUGCCACAAUGGGGAAUAUCAGGCCUACACCGCCGUGUGACCUUGAGACGGGCCCUCUCAAGGCUCGGCCACCACCACCGCCUCCACCCCAUUUUCACCCUCCAGCCCCUCAGUCAUGGUUCUCAUGGCUUGUGCCGUUGAUUUUUGCUGCUAAUAUUGUCGUGUUUGUGUACACCAUGUACUACAAUGAUUGCCCAGCACACGGAAAUAAGGACGACUGUCUUUUCCAUAAAUACUUGGGGAGAUUUUCUUUCCAACCCUUCAAAGAAAAUGCACUCCUUGGCCCUUCCUCUAACACGCUGAUAAAACUAGGAGGGCUUGAAAAGAAAUCAGUGGUGGAGGGAGGUGAAGGAUGGAGGCUCUUGUCUUGCAUGUGGCUUCAUGCUGGAGUUGUGCAUUUAGCUGCCAACAUGUUGAGUCUUCUAUUCAUUGGAAUCCGGCUUGAGCAGGAAUUUGGAUUUGUGAGAAUUGGAGUCUUGUACCUGCUUGCUGGUUUUGGUGGAAGCUUGUUAUCUGCUCUUCAUGCAAAAUCAACAGUAUCAGUUGGUGCAUCUGGUGCACUUUUCGGGUUACUGGGAGCCAUGCUCUCUGAGCUUCUCACUAACUGGACAAUCUAUGCAAAUAAGUGUGCAGCACUUUUUAGCCUCGUGAUCAUUAUUGGCAUAAAUUUGGCAGUAGGGUUUCUACCUGGUGUGGACAAUUCAGCUCAUAUUGGAGGAUUCAUUUCAGGAUUUCUCCUUGGCUUUAUUCUUUUGGUUCGUCCUCAAUUUGGAUAUGUAAGCCGCAAAUACAUUCCUCCUGGAUAUGAAAUAAAGAGGAAACCCAAGCACAAGUGUUAUCAGUACCUGUAUGGGAUUACAGCCUUAGUCCUCUUAAUUCUUGGAUAUGCAUACGGAUCUUAUGAGCUAUUUACUGGUCAGAAGAUGUUUAGUCUGCCCGUCUAGAGCUUCAAUCGGCUGAAAGAUUAUGUACUUGCUCCGUUAGAGCAUAGCUGAAGGGAAAUAGAGACAAAACCAGGCACCCAGAGACUCACAGAUUGCAAUAUGGUGUAGCUUGCUAUACUCAAAUCCAUCUGGCUUAUAAAUCAGUAUAGAGAAAUACAUGAAUGAUUACUUAUGAGAGAAUUUAAUGGAAUUGGAUAGAGAAAUACAUGCAUGAAAGCAAUUUGAAGGACCAUAUGAAAUAGUAUUCGACACUAUCAAGUAUCA